AUGGCAUCGGCCAGCUCAUCGCGUUCAGCAACACCGAAAACAGGGUCCUUGACACCCAAGGCUCGGUCCGUCACCCCCAUGACAGCCGGGCCGUCCGGUACGGGCAGCCCUGCCCCGCAGGUGGUGACGGACAUUUACCGCCCUCUUGCCAGCGCCAUCACUCGCCCACUCGAGCACAUUUCCGCGGUUAACGCAGAUGGAGGAAGUGCCAGCACCAGCACCGACCUCCCCACUCUGAUCGGUCUCGACGCGGCCACAUACUCGUCCCGGCUGAGCGGCAAAACGGUGCUCCUCACCGAUAUCCCGGGCACGACCUCGUCGUCCUCUGCUCUUGUCACUGGCCGGAAACGGAAUCGCGGGGACGCUGCAGCGAAGCGAGCUGUGAGGGCGGAGCAGAGGGAGCGUGAGGAGGCUGCGGCGGAGCGGGGAAUGGUCGGCGCACGGAAGCGCGGCGGUCUGACGCGCAGAUCGACCAGGAUCGACUACAACUCGCUUCUCCCGCUUCACCACCUACACGUGCGCUACAUGGCCCAGCUUUGCGCUCUGCCGACGCGCGAAUCGGCGUCGGCAACCGGACCUCUCCCACCGUCUGUCCGUGGGCCGUCGCUCCUUCCGGGCCUGUCGCCCGAGUCCCUGCAAAGCAAGCUCGUCAAGGCCGACAUGACCGGUGCGCGCCUCGAGGUGCGUUCUGCCAAGAAUGCCUCGCUCAAGGGCCUGUCGGGCCUCGUCGUGGAAGAAACAGCAGGCUCGUUCCGCCUGCUCGGGCGCGACUCGCAGGUCCGCGUCGUCCCCAAAGUCGGCAGCCAGUUCAUCCUCCGCUUCCCGGCCUAUACACCCGCACCAGGCGACCAGGACGCCGACCUGAGCGAGCACAUUGCGACGUGUCCCCAGAUCGAGGUUGAUAUCCUCGGUACGGCGUUUGCGUUCCGCUCAGGUGACCGUGCUGGACGCAAGUUUCGGCCGGCGCAGGGCGGCGGCGGCGGCAGCGGAUGGGGCGAAGACUAUGUCGAGGCCGAGUGGACGGGUGUGCUGCGAGAAGCACACAAGGCCGAGAAGAUGCGUGUGGUGGAGAAUAAGAGGCGGAAGCGUGGAAAGUCAAGGCGCAAGGACCCGCUCGUGCAUGGAAGUGUGCAAGUGUUCUAG
Apiotrichum porosum is the source of this 1143-nucleotide messenger RNA. RefSeq lists its product as uncharacterized. The record is from RefSeq and is a predicted model, not a curated record. Lineage: Eukaryota; Fungi; Basidiomycota; Tremellomycetes; Trichosporonales; Trichosporonaceae. Gene Ontology annotation, biological process: tRNA 5'-leader removal; rRNA processing. The transcript is spliced from 3 exons. Gene Ontology annotation, molecular function: ribonuclease P RNA binding. Gene Ontology annotation, cellular component: ribonuclease P complex; ribonuclease MRP complex. The coding region runs from base 1 to 1143 and encodes 380 amino acids.